Messenger RNA from Opisthorchis viverrini, 486 nucleotides. RefSeq lists its product as hypothetical. Lineage: Eukaryota; Metazoa; Platyhelminthes; Trematoda; Opisthorchiida; Opisthorchiidae. The annotation marks the transcript as partial. The transcript is spliced from 3 exons. The record is from RefSeq and is a predicted model, not a curated record.
AAACUACUCAUAAGAUUGCUGAAAACUCUUCGACAGCCCACGACCAAUUCCGCCCUUCUUGAGGCUCAUCAGUUAGGCUCAGUCCCCGAGGUUUCGUCAACGUUAUUUUCUACUUUAACCCAAAUUGCUCUGUUUUCGAGAAAUACACUCAUUUGCAAAUCAUUUUGGUUUUCACGAGAGACUCAAGUGAAUCUCAUUUAUGAUAUUCUACAACUGAAUGAGCUGCACACAGACUGCCUCAUGUUUCAGAAACUACUCACAAGUUUACUGAAAACUCUUCGACAGCCCCCGACCGGUUUCGCCCUACUUGGAACUCAUCAGAAAUACACUCAUUUGCAAAUCAAUUUGGUUUUCACGGGAGACUCAACUGAAUCUCUCCUUCAUGAUAUUCUACAACUGAAUGUGCUGCAAACAGGCCGCCUCAUGAGUCAACUGGCACGAUUUUUGAGAUACCGAAAACACUCCAAUUUGGGUUCAAAUAGAACA